Molecule: messenger RNA, 3106 nt
Organism: Cynoglossus semilaevis (tongue sole)
Lineage: Eukaryota; Metazoa; Chordata; Actinopteri; Pleuronectiformes; Cynoglossidae
Gene: chst3b
Product: carbohydrate (chondroitin 6) sulfotransferase 3b
Exons: 3
Coding region: 619-1932 (437 amino acids)
Biological process (GO): N-acetylglucosamine metabolic process; carbohydrate metabolic process
Cellular component (GO): Golgi membrane
Molecular function (GO): chondroitin 6-sulfotransferase activity; N-acetylglucosamine 6-O-sulfotransferase activity
Source: RefSeq, a predicted model, not a curated record
CUUUGCCCAAAUAACUUGAUACUCUUGAAUCAAACAGCCACUUUAUUACUCCUUUCACUUUAAAUGUUGGUCCAAAUAAUGUUUUCUUUUUUAGUUAUAAAAAAAACAAACAAACAAAAAAAACUCUUUCUCCUCCUGGUUGUGAAGGGUCACGCAGCGGGACACCCCCUGCCUGAAGCUCCGCUCCUUUGGACCAAACUUUUCUCCCGUGAGUCUCAGCGCGUCACUUUUGACUGUGCCUCAGCUCAGCCGGCGCUCGGACCCAUGAGAAAGACCCCUCCAACAUGAUUCCACCUGAUCAACAGGUUUCAUAUACUCAGCAUACUUCUGCCGCGGCUGCCGUCUGGGAUUACUUUUUGGCUCACAAGUGAAGUUGUCCCGGGCAGAAAUGGAGACAAAGUCUGUCCGCAGAACCGCUACUGGAGGAGAGGCUGAUCAGCUUCACAGAUGAACGGAAGAGGGACGCGGCAGCUCAUCAUGAUGGGUGAAACACGGCCUACAGCAAGGAAUACAAAUAACUGGAAGGCUCUUUAAGACGCGACUGGAGACUUGCAAGAUUGGCAGAACCUAUUAAGAAGCAGUCUAUAAAAGCAUAUCCAGACACGGCUACAUCCAAGAAUGAGGAUCAAAUACACAAUAUCCAUUGUCUUCUUUGUGGCACUUGUUAUCAUUGAAAAGGAAAACAACAUUAUCUCGAGGGUGUCAGACAAGCUGACCUUGAAGCAGACACCUCAGACCCCUCUACAGCCGAGUGGCUCCUCCCACAUGCUGCCAAAGCACAAUGGUUCCUUUACCGUGCUCAGCAAAAUGGACUCGGCCUUUACCUUGAUGAAGCGGCGUCUGGAAAACUACAGCGAGCACCUGGAUGUGACGACGAGUGGCAGGAAACACAUCCUACUGUUGGCCACUACGAGGACCGGUUCGUCAUUUGUGGGUGAGUUUUUCAACCAGCAGGGAGACAACAUGUUCUACCUUUUUGAGCCACUUUGGCAUGUGGAGAAGAUGCUGACACUGGACACCGGAGGGACCAACGCCACCGCCUCAGCCAAAGCAUACCGCGAUGUGCUCCAGCAGCUCUUCCUGUGUGACUUUUCCCUGCUGGAAAGCUUCAUUGAUCCGCUCCCGGUGGACCAUAUUACCACCGGGCUCUUUCGCAGGGAGUCCAGCAGCUCUCUGUGUGAGGAGUCUGUUUGCAGCCCCUUUAUCAAAGGUGUCUUUGAGCGCUAUCACUGCAAAACAAGACGCUGCGGCCCCCUUAACUUGACGAUGGCGUCUGAAUCCUGCCUGCAGAAGGAGCACAGGGCCAUCAAGUCAGUGAGGGUGCGUCAGCUGGAGACACUCAGACCUCUGGCUGAGGAUCCACGCCUUGAUGUGAAGUUCAUCCACCUCGUUCGAGAUCCCCGAGCCGUGCUGGCCUCACGCAUGGUGGCCUUCGCUGCCAAAUACAAGAACUGGAAAGACUGGGCACUGGGUGGCAGUGUACCCAUUGAUGAUGAUGAGGUGAGGAAGCUGAAAGGGAACUGUGACAACAUCAGGAUGUCUGCGGAGAUUGGCCUGAAACAGCCAUCGUGGCUGCAGGGACGUUACAUGCUAGUGCGCUACGAGGACAUCGCACGGUUUCCCAUGAGGAAGGCCACGGAAAUGUAUAGGUUCACAGGAAUCCCGUUCACUCGAAAUGUCAAGUCAUGGAUUCUAAAGAACACGCAGGCCUCCAAAGAGGCCAGCGGUGUUUACUCCACACAGAAGAAGUCGUCCGAACAAGUGGAGAAGUGGAGGUUCAGUUUGCCUUUUAAAAUAGCUCAGGUGGUACAGAAUGUCUGUGGACCGACGCUGAAGCUAUUCGGAUACAAAUUUGUCACCAGUGAAGAAAUGUUGACGAACAAAUCUGUCAGUUUACUGGAAGAUAAGGUGUUCAGCUCCUCAAUAGAAUAACUCACAAAAGUCUUAUUGAAAACUCUGGAAAGACUGAUAUUUAUAUCAGGGUCUCUCAUCUUAAUACAAAGAGAUAUAUUUUGUCUGAUAGUGUGUUAUUUAAAGUUUAUUUUUACCUAUUUAAAAUAGUUUGAUGAAGAUGGUGUAUAGUCGGUCGGGACAUAGUAAAUAAACUAAAGCAAGAAUGUUGAAAUUUGACACACGGAUAUGAUGAGAAGUUAGUGUAUCGUUGUUUUUGCACUCCAAAUGACUUUCUCUAUCCACGGCAAACUGUGUUUGCUUUGUGUAAAUUUCCUUCCUUUGUAAACUUUGGAGAGUCCUGAGGGGGAGAGUGUGGGCUUGCGUGCAGUAAAUAAGCUUCCAGACACUUCCAGCAUCCAGAUUUCUGCUGAAAUGGUGAUCCCAGCUGCUCACACCAAAGAACUUGAAACAACUAAAAAAGGCAUAGCAAAAAUAUUAAUAAUGAAAAAAAAGGAAUAGGGAGGAAACAGAAGUAUUUCCUUCGUUAAUUCUACAGUAAACCUGUAGUUUAGAUGAUACGUGCCAUGCUAACGUACUGUGUUUUAAUAGGAAGUCUUAAGGACUGAUUUUGAAUGUGCUCCACAGGUUCUUUUCACUCUGGACUGUUACUGUUCCCCACGUGUGUUUAGUGCUUUGCUGUUCAUGCAUGUAUCUAAUUGGCCAAAAAUUGUUUGAUGUUGUUCUCAGGAUUGCAAGGAGCCGUUCUGUAGAACAGAUGUUUACACUGCUACUGUACGCACGCAUUCCAACUGCAGCUGGUUUGCAGGAUUGUGCGAGGUUUGUCAGCAGGUCUGUGUCAGUUGACACUAGGCUCUUGGCUGGUGAUGAAAGGGGGCCACGAUGCUCCACGAUGAACCAGACUGUGUGGUGAUCUUCUAAUCUGUUUCUCUUUGCAGUUUUCGUUGUAACAACAAGUUUGUGUAACUUCCUCAAAAUCAGUUUGAUGUGUGAUGAUAUGCACUAAGCAAUGACAAAAAAAAAAAAAAAACAGGAAACAAAUGUGACAGAUCAAUGUCAAAAAUACACUGCAGAUGAAGAAAAACAAGGAAGUGAAAGAGUUCCUGUCUGAUACAUCUUAAAGCCACAUCGCCUCUGCCUUUUUCAUUGCAAUCCAUACGACAGCCGUUGAAAUCAUUAAAAGCUUCAAAUGUUA